This is a messenger RNA of Aureobasidium subglaciale EXF-2481, 2931 nucleotides long. RefSeq lists its product as uncharacterized. Gene Ontology annotation, cellular component: NADPH oxidase complex; plasma membrane. Bases 431 to 2620 code for a protein of 729 amino acids. Gene Ontology annotation, biological process: superoxide anion generation; defense response. The transcript is spliced from 2 exons. Lineage: Eukaryota; Fungi; Ascomycota; Dothideomycetes; Dothideales; Saccotheciaceae. The record is from RefSeq and is a predicted model, not a curated record. Gene Ontology annotation, molecular function: calcium ion binding; superoxide-generating NAD(P)H oxidase activity.
CUCACACCUCCACGUUGCGAUGCGUGACAGGGUCUCUGUUUCUCUUCAGAUCGACAAACGAUUGCAAAAAGUCAAAGGGCGAGAAGCUCUUGUUGUUGCCAUGCCCUUGUGUAUGCUCAGGCGGAUUUGGCGCCGAGAUGUUGUGCACAAGGUUGGAAAGCAAGAUGGGAGAGAGGGCGCCGAGUUUUUUGGCAGCUUGGCCUACGGCAUUAUCUUGUGAGAGACCGUUUGUGCUUUGUGGUACUGUAAGUCUUGGGGUGUCGAGGGUUUUGGGCUUGGAAUGGUCAGCAUAUAUGGGGGCAACUGCGUCCUUUGUUUGUGAGGAAGGUCGUUUUGCUACGCUACGCUGUGCUGGAAUCUGUUUCUAUCCUCAGUUGCUGUAUUCUUGUUCACCCUUGGCUUCACAGCAGCACUUGACGAUCAAGGAGUUAUGGACCCCAAUGUCAAGUAUUUGACGGAUGAGGAGAUUGACCAGUUCUUGAAAGAACUCGACACUGAUAAUGAUGGACUGAUCGAAUACUAUGAGGUAGAGGCGAAACUAGACGAAGUAACACGAGAGAUUGCACCCGAGCCGGCAGAACACAAUCUUCAUCAUGAGGAUCGCUCUGACAAACGACAUCAAUUCCUACGAGGCUUCAUGGGCACAAACGAAAACCACGUUCCAAUCACUGAAUUCAAGCGAAUAGUACAGUCAUGGCAAAUUCCAUCCAUGGAGCAAGAGAAGAAAGAGGAGGACGAACAAGCAGACUUUGUCAAGAAAAUGUCCUACGCACGACGAGCACGCGCGUACUGGGAAGUCCAUGGACCAGAAUAUGGCUUUCUUGCCAUUGUUGUCUCCAUGCAACUUGCCUUCGGUAUCUGGCAGCUGGUCAAGUACCUCACAACAUCGCCUUACCGGGAGACUUUUGGCUGGGGUGUUGUGCUGGCCAAGACAUCUGCUGGAGUGCUGUAUCCGACCAUGUUCUUCUUGGUACUUUCCAUGUGUCGCUGGUUGAGUACUGCUCUUCGCCGCUUCUACUGGAUUUCAAGAUUCGUCAAUUGGGACCUCUCGCAGGCGUUCCAUAUCAAGAUGUCGAUUGUCGCAUUGGUCUUUGCCUCUCUUCACGCCAUUGGUCAUCUUACCGGAAGCAUGCUUUAUGCUAGUAGACCUGCCCAACAGGAUGAAGUGGCUGCUUUCCUCGGUCCGGGUGCGGUACCGCGACCUUAUGUUGCUUGGAUAAGGUCUCUCCCUGGCUGGACUGGCCUCGUCAUCUUUGGCUUGUUCUGGAUCAUCGGUGCGACAAGUCUGCCUGUGGUUCGCCGUAAAUCAUACGAAGUCUUCCAGCUUGGACACUUGCUGAUGUUUCCCAUCUUCGCUUUCCUCAUGGCUCACGGUACUGUCGGCUACCUUCAAUGGCCCAUGAUGGGCUACUUUUUGGCAUUCCCAGUGCUCUUAGUCCUGGUAGAGCGAAUCGUCAGGACUUGCAAUGGAUUCUCGCCUCUUUCGGCGUACUUGGAGGUACUUGACAAGGAGACUGUGUGUAUCACCGUUAUGAUGCCUGCGUCUCGCAACUUUGACUACCGCGCUGGUCAAUACGUCUUGCUGCAGGUACCAGAACUUAGUCGCUGGCAAUGGCAUCCCUUCACCAUCUCGACAUGCAUUGGCAACGAACUACAGCUGCACAUCAAGACAGAUGGUAACUGGACAGGCAAGCUCCGCAAAUUAGGUACUUCUCAAGAACCCACCAAGGUCAAAAUCGGCAUCGACGGACCUUACGGAGCUCCCGCCCAACGCUUCUACGACUUCGACCAGACCAUCAUCGUCGGCGCUGGCAUUGGCGUCACACCUUUCUCAGGUAUCCUCACAGACUUACAGAUGAGAGAAGAGCAACGUCUCGGCACCAAAAAAUGGCGUCCAUCUCCAUACCAAAAAGCCGCAGACUCACGCCGCACUUCCCGCCAACUGAGUCGCCAAACCACCGAAAUCGCCAGUGACGGCGAAAAGACAGAAGCCUCCACACCAAUCUCCGAAGAACCUACCACGAUACUAAAAAAGCACGAACUACCCCACCAAGCACAAAGCUCAAACACCACAGACAUGUCCUCCUACGACCUCGCCACCUACAAACGCGUAGACUUCCACUGGAUGGUACGAGACAGAAAUAACCUCCUCUGGUUCUCCGACCUCUUGAAUUACAUCUACGCCACCUCAUCCCAAGACCGCACUGCCCACCACACAAACAUAGAUUUCCGCAUCACCACCCAUGUGACCCAAAAACGUAAAGGCAUCUCCACACACGUAUUCCGCUGGCUACUCGAAAAACACCGUACCCCUGAACACCCAGAGUCUCCGAUUACUGGCCUCAUCAAUCCUACGCAUUUCGGACGUCCGGAUAUGAAAAUGAUUAUGGAUACGCAUUACGAGGACAUGUGCACUUUGCUGGCUGAAAAGAAGAAAAUGUGCCCAGGGGAUAAGAAGAAGAGUGAAGAGUUGAGGGAUGGAUUUAAAGUGGGUGUUUUCUUUUGUGGUGCGCCGGUUGUGGGUUAUCAAUUGGCGGAUAGGUGUAGAGCAUUGACUGCGAGGGGGAGGGAGGACAAGACGUUUAUCGAGUAUCAUUUCAUGAUGGAAGUAUUUGGUUAGAUAUUUUUCUUUUUUUGAAACGAUUGUGGUUUUUUUUUUACUUCCAACAGUUCAAACUGCUGAUUUGAAGGGGGAAAAAUGAUUCUUUUUGAUACAAAAGAUUUCAUUGUCAACUGAUAGCGUUGAUUACUUCUUGUAGUGUCUUGUUUAAUUCGAGUUCGAGCCUUUUGAUGUCCUGGCUCAUGUUAUCGUGCAGUAGCAUAUGUUCUCUCUAGCAGACUGGCCACACUAGUCGAGAAAUUGGCAAUCAAUUGCUUGAUCAAAUGCGUCAUCAAAAAUAUCUGGGACCAUGGCGACAUCAGUGAUUGUAC